UCUGUUCGGGUUUCCAGCUUCAACGGGUCUGGACGGAUUAUUCGGCCUUUGCGAGAACGGGAACGAUAACGGAAACGAGAACGAGAUCGAUCCAAUGGAUUUGUUGCUUACCUCGUCUAAAACCAGUUGUCUCCACUGCAAGGAUGGCUCGGAGAUGGUUCAAAUGACGUUCCGAGUGCCUGGUUGGGGGAGGCAACAAAUGGAGACGAAAGGAUUAUUCGGUUCAGGUGAGAUUGGGGUGAUGAAGAAUACAAAUAAAAUAACUUAGGUCCCUGAUAACGCCGCCAUGGCGAGUUACGAAACAUGCACACAUGUCACUCCCGAGUGUCCAGUCUCCGCCACUACCUAUGGCUAUUAUCCAAACUUGGGGGGUAACGCGUUCUUUGCCGUUUAUUAUGGUAUCCUUGGAGUCAGCCAGGUUGGCCUGGGGAUUUAUUUCCGAACGUGGACAUUUAUGGUAGCUCUGGCCAUCGGUACCCUGAUGGAAAUGGCAGGCUACGUUGGCCGCGUCCUAAUGCACUCGAAUCCCUGGUCGACCCCGUAUUUCGAAUUACAGAUUGUGUGUCUGGUCCUUGCGCCAACCUUUGUCGCUGCCGGAAUCUACUUGGUCCUGAAACAUCUCAUUCUCUACCUGGGCCCCGAAUAUUCGCGUCUCAAGCCCAGACUCUUCACAUGGAUCUUCAUCGGAUGUGAUAUCGGGUCGCUCUUGCUGCAGGCUGCGGGGGGAGGCAUCGCAGCGGCGGCCGGAAAGACAAAUCAGCAAGAGCUCAGGAUCGGUGACGAUGUCAUCAUCACCGGCAUCUCCUUUCAGGUCGUCACGAUGAGCGUCUGUGGCCUUUUGGGCCUCGAGUUCUUCUUGCGGGUGAAAAAGCAAGGGGGCAGCUUCUCGGCAGAGAAAGAUCUCACGAGUGGGAACGGAGAACGUCAAAGGAACGUCCGAUUCGUCUUCAUAGCGGAGGUUAUCGCCUACUUCACCGUCCUGAUUCGGUGUAUCUAUCGUAUCCCUGAAAUGGCCGGCGGAUGGGGUAGUCCUCUGAUGCAGAAGGAGAAUGAAUUUCUGGUUCUCGACGGGACGAUGAUCGCCAUCGCCACUCUUUUCCUUACCAUCUUCCACCCCGGAUUCUAUUUCACUACCAUGAGAACUAGAUACAGGCCACAUGCAUGAUUAUUUAUACACACAUACAUAUGUCAGAUUAGCAUUUAGCAUGGCUGGAUUUGAAGCAGUCAGCAUGGUACAUAAUCUUAGGGCAAGUAUGCCUCGUACAGUGUCUGAUUCUUUGCCUUGAUAAAUAUCCAAGUAUAAGGCUAGCCAAGAGCAGAGAUAUUUAACCAGCUUUCUAUAUAGAGAACUGGCGAAUUACACAAAAGACGGAUAAAGACGAAGAAAGAUUGGCAUCACUAGCUGAGUGAAGGUAUAUACAAGUAUAACAUAACUAGCCCAGAUUGAUUCCAAAAACAAAUGACUCCAGACCCGGCCCCUAACUAUAGCAAACAAAGAACGGACAGAAUAGCCU
Penicilliopsis zonata CBS 506.65 is the source of this 1514-nucleotide messenger RNA. RefSeq lists its product as hypothetical. NCBI's taxonomy places the organism in Eukaryota, Fungi, Ascomycota, Eurotiomycetes, Eurotiales, Aspergillaceae. Gene Ontology annotation, cellular component: fungal-type vacuole; plasma membrane. The transcript has 5 exons. Bases 287 to 1165 code for a protein of 292 amino acids. The record is from RefSeq and is a predicted model, not a curated record.